AUGCCGCGCGAGACGGACGCACGCGCCGAGCGCUCCGCUCCCGAGCCCGCUAACAUGCGUACGACUGCUCCAGCGGACAGGGCCGCGUCCCUGCACGCUACUGGGGUCGAGUCGAGUACGUCAGAGACGCUACCGAGCACCUCUGAUAGUACUCCUCCCCCAACGAGCGUCGACGAAAGUGUUAUCAACUGUGCACAUGCAGUUCGCGUCACCCGUGUUAGUGAUACUGCGUUUUCGAUCACGCGCGAGUGUUGUGCGUCGAUGCAGCAGCCAUUGGAGACGCCUCCGGACGUCCCCACAACGCAGCAGGACAGCGAAGAUGCACUGCAGCUACUUUUAGGGCUGAUGCCACAUGCAGCCACUGCUCCUCUUGGCGACGACACGGAUAAUGAAGAGGAGGAGAUGCAGGUGGAAAACCCACAGGCAAACGCCCAAGCCAGUUCGUCACGAUCCUCGCGAAAGAGGCAGAAAUCGGACGACGAGUCCUCAGCCCCGGACGCGCGCAAAUUCCGGAAGGAAAACGCGCCAACCGGGACAACACCGCGACGCCGCGCGCGCGCCCCAAGGGUUGACAAAGACGGCUUCACGCCAGCGAAGAAGACCGCAAAACCCAGGCAACAGCUGACCACAGCACCCCUUGGCACAAGCAAUUCCUUCGACGCCCUCAGCGACUCGGAAGACGAGGACCUGGCGCUGCCACCACCGCAACAGCGACAGACGCCGCCGCCGCUCGUGAUCAAGUUUGAAGGGCAUUUUCGCGAGCUUCAGAACGCUCUUAACUUGCUGAUCGGCAGGGACAAUUAUAGUGUCAGCGUGUCAGGCGAAGACCUGCACAGAGUGAAAGUUAAGAGCAGUGAACACUUCGCAAAACAACGGCGAGUUCCGGCGGGAAACUCUCACCCACGUGGAGCCCCAGCGCCCGCCAACAGCCGGACAAAGAGAAGACGCGGUCGCCGAGGCCGCGCCACCGGAAGAGCGCAUUCCGGAGCGGUCGUCAACCCCGGCCAGCAGCAGGGGAACUCCAACGCCCGGAACAAAGAACCGCAGCGGCACCACAGGCAGCCGCAGAACACCGCCCCGGCAGCAAAAGGAAAUGGCGGACCAGCUCCGCACGCCGCCAUACUCCAGGUACCUGCGCGCCAACCCGCUGCCCCUGCAGCAGCUCACCAGGCCGUAGCUCCGCCCUCCCCGCCGCAGCGCGAGGCCAGGACGGCGGCGCAGCGGGUGGUAGCCCCGCCUCCCGCGCCCCUGCCACGGCAAGCGGCCCCCUCGGCCGUUCCGCGCACCGGCCGGGCGGACCAAUCAGCGCAGCCCGCCCCGGACCAGAACAGCAUGGCGGACUUUCCGGAGCCGCGAUGGCGGCAGCAGCGGCCAACCACGGCUCAGCAGCGACCUCCACGGCAGCAGCGGCCAACCACGGUACAGCAGCAAACUCCCGCAGCCCUCGUCGACGCCUGUCAACAAAAUGGCGGCAUCCGGGAGACUGGAAGCGGCCAUGUUGUCGGGCCCCGACAAGAUGGCGACCGCAUUGACCGCCUCCUCGACACAAUGCAGCACAUGAUGGCUCGGAUGUCCGAGCUAAUGGCCGCAGUACACCAG
Molecule: messenger RNA, 1599 nt
Organism: Schistocerca cancellata (South American locust)
Lineage: Eukaryota; Metazoa; Arthropoda; Insecta; Orthoptera; Acrididae
Product: serine/arginine repetitive matrix protein 1-like
Exons: 2
Source: RefSeq, a predicted model, not a curated record